Molecule: messenger RNA, 2253 nt
Organism: Mesorhabditis belari
Lineage: Eukaryota; Metazoa; Nematoda; Chromadorea; Rhabditida; Rhabditidae
Source: the annotation of a GenBank genome assembly
AUGGAGAACGGUCAGAUUGACGAUGAACAAAUCACCGCCUCUUCCUCGUUUGAUCUAUUGAGUACAGGGCCUCAGAACUCAAGAAUCCGGACCUCAAUCGGUGGUGGAGCGUGGUGUCCUCAGCAUCAGAUCAACGCCACGUCAGCAGAAUGGCUUCAGAUCGUCUUUCCUCAAGACAUGUUGCUAACAGCCGUCGAAACGCAAGGCCGAGACGAUAAUGGAUUGGGAGCCGAGUUCGCUCAAUCCUAUCGAAUCGAAUAUUGGCGGCCGAGCCUAGAUGCUUGGGCCCGGUACAAAGAUGGUUUAGGGAAAGAGAUAAUUGAUGGGAACACUGAUCCCCGUUCGUCUAUUCAUCGAGAGCUAGAUGGGGCGAUUGUUGCACGGAGAAUUCGCUUCGUUCCCGUCUCGCAAAGAACCCGCACCGUUUGCAUGAGAGUCGAAGUGUAUGGUUGUCAAUAUCGAGGUGACUUGGUCUCUUACUCGAUUCCCGAAGGAACAAUUGCUGACGGACUUUCACUCAAAGAUUUUCACUAUGAUGGGAAAAUCAGUCCAUCAAAUCAUCUUCUCGGUGGAAUUGGGAAACUAUAUGAUGGGAAAGUUGGGGAAAACGAUUUUGAAAAGAAGCCGAAUGGAUGGAUUGCGUGGAAGAAUGAAGGAAAACCGAUCGAAAUGAACUUCACUUUCGUGGAGCAGAUGAACUUUUCGGCGAUCCUCUUCCACACAAGCAAUCACUUCAAAAUGGGUGCCGAGACUUUCUCCGAAGCAAGCAUUCGUUUUUCUCAAAAUGGAAACCAUUUCUCAUCAAGAAAAGUCCAUUUCACCUAUCAUGCCGAUCGUCAAUUCGACACCGCUCGAUGGAUUCGCAUACCAAUUCAAAGCCGGAUUGCGAAAUUUCUGCAAAUUCAACUUCAACCAUCCCCUAGCUCCCAGUGGUUGUUGCUAUCGGAAGUUGAAUUCGAUUUGGAACCGGUGACGUUCGAAUGGGAGGACACAAGCGCUCCAUAUGAACAUGUUGAGCACAAUGGAAAUACGGUGACACUUUAUGCGGUGGAUGGACACGAUCAGAGUACGCUGUUUGGGUUUUUGGCUUCUCUAUCAGCUCUCCUCGGCUCAUUUUGUCUCGUUGCUGGGUGUCUGUUGAGAGUUUCGUUUCGACGACGCAGACCACCAGUGAAACCAAUUCCUUCACCGGCUUUCUCUCAAAAGCAUCCACAAAUACAUUUGAUGAUGGACGGAUCGACGAUCAAGCGCGUCUCUCCCUCUACUUAUCAAAUGACAAAGGAUAACAUGCACAACGCUUUCCUGGAAAAGAUUCCAAUUGAUGGAGAAUAUGCGGAUCCAGAUUUUUCAGUCUCCACCGAGUGUGGUUCUCGAAUGCCUCUCUUGGCCGCAUAUCAAGACGCAAAUUAUUCAAAAUCGUUGAUGUUGACGAGUCGUUCUCGUGCUCUUUCAUCCCCACUUUCUUGUGUCACUCAAUACGCGGAUUAUGGAGAAAUCUACUAUCACCAAUCUCCACAAAUCGAUCCAGCACAACUGCAAUUCGUUCGGAAUUUAGAAGGGUGUCAAAUGAGAAAUGUAAAGCUCUGUCAACUCGAGCGUCGCUUGGUUGUCGUGAAAUCGUUGGAAGAAACUGAAGAAACGCGGAGAGAACUUCAAUUUUUGGGAUCUCUUAAGCAUCCGAAUGUUUUAGAGAUGAUCGGAACCUCAACGGGGCAACCAUUUUUCUGUGUUCUCGAAUAUGCCGAGAACGGCUCAUUGCAAUCGUAUUUUCAGAAAAUGGAGAGAUUGGAUACAAAAACGGCUCUGAGUGCUGUGGUGGGAGUGGUGGCUGGUUUGUCAUUCCUCGAGUCUCGUCAAAUCAUUCUCUCUCAUCUCGCCACACACACAUGUUUCGUCGAUCGUGAUGGAAACGUGAAAGUGGCAAGAAUUGGUUGCUCUCCAUCGUCACUCUUUGACGAGCCGUGUUGCAGCCGGGAUGAGAUGCUAAGAUUUAUGGCACCGGAAGCACAAAAUCAGGACCUUCAAACGGCGGCGAGCAACGUUUGGUCGUUUGGUGGGCUGUGUUGGGAGGUGUUGGGUGGUUGCCGUGAGCGUGUCCCUCUUCCAUCGCCCAUUCCCCUUCCACCAGCUCUUCUUUCUCCGCCCGGUCUUCACGAGACUCUCCUCUCAUUGUGCUUGUCUCGAAAUCCACAAAAUCGACCCACUUUCAGCUUUAUUCAUUUACAAUUGCAAACUUUGUUGUCAGCUCAUAUC